GUCUGUUCUUAAAUUGCAUUAGUUCAUUCUCAAUUCAUUCUACCCAGAGCACAUGUAAAUGGAUAUUCUGGGGUUCCCAUCUUCUUAGCUGGUUGCUUCCUACUAUACAGUCAUUUACUCGUGCGCAGUCAUUUGUAUCACGGUGCCAUACUGUAAAUGUCGUGCGUGUCGUGUUGCUGUAACUAAGUUAAGGCUUGUACUGGGUAUCUACAAUAGCUAGUUCUCACUUCUCUCUUUCCUUUCACAUCUGCUCACUGUCUCAAGUAUUCUCUUUUUCCCCCCUUUAAAUAAUAUUCAUCAAAUCAUGUCCUGUAAUGUUGCCACCUUUAAUGAACAUCUAAAUUAUUUUCUAUUAAUAAUACUGGCAUCUAAUAUUCUUAGCAAUGGGAUUAUCUGUCAGGUGGCAAACCUAGUACCCUUAUUUUACUAAUGUGCAAAGUGCCAUAUCAAUCACCUAAAAGUUAGAAUUCAAAUGCAAAGAUCUGAUUGGUUGCUAUGGGCAGCAUUACCAGUGAUACUUGUCUCCAGGGUUGCUAAACACACCAUAGACUCUUUCUUUUUACAACUCUUCCAUAAGAAGCAACUUGGAUUCAUCUGGGAUCUAGUUCUCCCGUUCAGUGGUCUAAGUAGCAGAAUGCCGCGAAUCGACAAUGAUAUUAAAUUGGAUUUUAAGGAUGUUUUGCUACGACCAAAGAGAAGCACAUUAAAGACUCGGAGUGAGGUGGAGCUCACCCGUUCUUUCAUGUUUAGGAACUCCGGACAAUCCUAUCAAGGAAUCCCUAUUAUCGCUGCCAAUAUGGAUACUGUAGGGACUUUUGGGAUGGCAAGAGCCCUGUGUAAGUUUUCUCUCUUUACAGCCAUACACAAACACUACACAGUGGAGGAGUGGAAAGACUUUGCUGCAAGUUCCCCGGAAUGUUUGGAGAAUGUUGCUGUGAGUUCUGGGACAGGUCAGUCAGAUUUCCAGCAUUUAGAGAAAGUCCUGUCAGCUGUCCCUCAGGUUCGUUACAUCUGCUUGGAUGUGGCUAACGGAUAUUCAGAGCAGUUUGUACAACAUGUGAAGGAUGUUAGAGCCAGAUUCCCUAAGCACACCAUUAUGGCUGGAAAUGUUGUUACUGGGGAGAUGGUAGAGGAGCUGAUCCUGUCUGGCGCAGAUAUUAUAAAAGUUGGCAUUGGACCAGGUUCUGUCUGUACAACCCGGAAAAAGACUGGAGUUGGAUACCCCCAGCUAAGUGCUGUUAUUGAGUGUGCAGAUUCAGCACAUGGACUGAAUGGCCACAUUAUAUCAGAUGGAGGUUGUAGCUGCCCAGGCGAUGUUGCAAAAGCAUUUGGAGCUGGAGCAGACUUUGUGAUGCUGGGGGGGAUGCUGUCAGGACACACAGAAUGUUCAGGAGAGAUAAUUGAGAAGAAUGGCAAGAAAUAUAAGCUUUUCUAUGGAAUGAGUUCAGAGACUGCAAUGACGAAACAUUCAGGAGGGGUGGCGGAAUACAGGGCUUCGGAAGGGAAGACUGUGGAGGUUCCUUUCCAAGGUGAUGUAGAACACACCAUCAAAGACAUCCUUGGAGGAAUUCGCUCCAGCUGCACGUAUGUGGGAGCUGCCAAACUGAAAGAAUUAAGUCGUAGAACUACAUUCAUCAGGGUCACUCAGCAACUUAAUCCAAUGUUCAGCUAAUUUAUUAACAGACCUCACAUGCCGUAUUUAGUAACUCCUUUCCAUAUAGUGUUUGCAGUCACUGAAUCCUUCCAGUGUUUUCUAGUAGUGUGAACUGUGUGAGGGAUUCUUAUUCUUUCCUUCACGUCAUGCCUACCUUGGGUUGCCAAAUCAUUGUUAUAAAAUACACAUAUAAUAUAAAUCACUUUCAUAAAUAAUAAGUGCAUUAUAUGUACUACUUACAUUGAUUGCACAGUUGUACAAUGAACUAGCACCAUACCUGCUGUUCACAAUGCUGUAGCCAUAUCACUGCCACUUUCUAGUUUGAGGGCGAUCAGAUCCCUGUUACUUUGCAUUAUUAUACCAUCUAUUUACAUAAACACGCUAAUCACAUGUAUCCUACUCUCACUGGCAUCAUUAUCAGACAUACUGACAAUCUCUGCUCUGUGAAUAAGUGUCUCCAGAUAAAUAAGUGAGCCAGAUAAUGAGAUGAACUAGUCAUUUCUUUCCAGUUUUAAUAUAGUGAGAGGAAAUCCUCACCCACUUAACAGUGAUAUUCCCUUUCUUGCAUGAGGAACAGUAUUUGUGUUUUUAAAUGUAAUGAAUACUAUCUUCUCUAACAAUGAGCAUUUUCUAUUGGAAUGUGGUUUAUUGUUAAACUGCAAGAGGCACUUAGCUGUGUGCCUGCAAUUUAUAUGUCUAAAGUGCAUUCCCACCCCUAUGUCUUAUUAACUGUAGUAGGACCAAUUUCCAUAAUGUUGAAUGUAUGUAAUUUGUACUCUUAUAAAUUAACGUGCAAGAAAAAUUGGUGUUUAUUGUUAAACCUCUAAAUUAACUUUUUAGUGUCCCAGCAAUUUCAUCAUCUAUGAUACAUUCCCGACCUAGCUUUUAUUAAUUUAAAUAUUAAUGAGGACCAGUUUCCUUUACUUGAUGGUGAAUACAACUGCAUGUGGUUGAUACUCUUACCAGUAAAUAUUUUGCUUUUAA
Xenopus laevis (African clawed frog) is the source of this 2638-nucleotide messenger RNA. RefSeq names its product GMP reductase 2-like (gene gmpr2.L). Bases 473 to 1672 code for a protein of 399 amino acids. The record is from RefSeq and is a predicted model, not a curated record. Lineage: Eukaryota; Metazoa; Chordata; Amphibia; Anura; Pipidae. The transcript has 10 exons.